This is a messenger RNA of Seminavis robusta, 888 nucleotides long. Lineage: Eukaryota; Bacillariophyta; Bacillariophyceae; Naviculales; Naviculaceae. The record is from the annotation of a GenBank genome assembly.
UGGAUUAUUGCUACUGACGUCACUGUAGCUUUUGCGAGAUCCUGAAGGCGUCAAAAGAUCUGAUGAGGUGGGCGCCAAGAUGCCAAGCAGCAACUUUCGAUGCCAUUUUCUAGUUACAGUCAAGAGAUUGCACGAUGACACCGAUCCGUUGCCUUGUUGUUUUCUUAGUUGUGUCCUUGGCACAGGGAUUCAAUGUGGAGGCCCCAAGGAAGCUUCCAAAAGUAGAGCUAAAGAAGGCAGCAAUUGGUGCUUUUGCGGCCUUUUCAAUCGCAUCCAACGUCUUGGCUCCAAACGCCGUUGCCGUUGAUUACCACGCCGCUGCGCUGCCCUCCAGCACGAUCAUCGCGGAAACCGUUACCAGGGAGGGUGUGUAUGGAGAAUACGAGGUGGAUGUUACCCCACAAGCCUACGAUGACGCUCGUUCAACAUUCAAAGAUGCCAAGGAAACCAAGUCGAAGAAGGGCAAAUACACUGCCCUGCUUGCAGUUCUGGUUGUUGGAUCCUUUGUGAUCCCCAUGGCUCAGUACUUUUGGUAUGUCCGUGAUGACGAUUCUUCUGAUAAGUUCUUCGCAGAAGAUGUUCCUGAUCCACCCCAAAAGAAAGGCUGGUUCUAAAUAAAGUUGGGACCACUACGCAUGUUCCUUGGCUAUAAAAUUGUUAUCAAGUAGACCAAUAAGCUACCUGCCUAUCGGUACCGGUAUGGUUAGAGGCACCAUGAGUAUCAUUUUGUGGUUUCAUGAUUCCACAAGCCGAAAUUAUAAGUUAGUUAGACCAAAUUUUAGUUCGGGAACAUGAGGACAAUUCAGAAUUCUAGUAUUAUACUAAAUAGCAACAUUGUCUUCUAAAGUACACUUGUUUUUCAGUUAAAAUGCGCAAACUCUUGCCCCA